AUGGCCGACCCAGAGAUCCUCUCUCGGGCUGGCUACACCAGAUUGGCCGUGAUCAUGGGUGUCUUUUCGAUUUUGGGGAUCAUUCUCAACAUCCUGGUGAUUGUGGUGACAGUGAGACACAAACAGCUGAGGCAGCCACUCAGCUAUGCUCUAGUCAGCCUGGCUGUAUGUGACCUGGGCUGUGCUGUGUUUGGAGGGCUGCCCACCACAGUGACCACCGCCAUGGGAUACUUCAGCCUUGGACGAAUGGGAUGCAUUUUAGAAGGCUUUGCUGUGGCCUUUUUUGGUAUAGCAAGUCUGUGUACGAUAGGAGUCAUUUCUGUGGAGCGCUACAUAGUGGUGUGCUAUCCUAUGGGUGCUGCCCUCUUCCAAACCAGGCAUGCAAUUGCUGGCGUGGUGCUGUCUUGGGUAUGGUCCUUUGUAUGGAACACUCCACCCUUGUUUGGUUGGGGGAGUUUUGAGCUGGAGGGCAUCAAAACCUCCUGCGCCCCUAACUGGUACAGUCGGGAUGCCGGCAACAUGUCAUAUAUGAUCAUUUACUUUUCACUCUGCUUUGCUGUGCCCUUUUCCAUCAUUAUGGUGUCAUACCUGCGGCUCCUCUGGACCCUUCGGCAGGUGACCAAGCUGCAGGUGUCUGAGACUAGCAGCACACACCGUAUGGAAGUGCAAGUGGCCCGUAUGGUUGUCAUCAUGGUGCUGGCCUUUCUGGUGACCUGGCUGCCGUAUGCCAGCAUGGCCCUGGCAGUCAUGAUAGAUUCCACGCUAAAAAUUGAUCCUCUAAUUGCAACUAUACCAGUCUACUUUGCAAAAAGCAGCAUUGUUUACAACCCCAUCAUUUACGUUUUCAUGAACCGACAGUUCCGAAUAUAUGCUGUUCCAACGAUCCUGUGUGGAUGGAACCCCUGGGCCUCAGAAGCAGAGACAUCUGAGGUCGAGACAACAGUUGCUUGUGCUCACAAUAACCAAAUGGAUCUCUGAAAUUAAUUAUACACUCACCAGACGUAACAUUUGGUAUACGUUCAAUUUUCACUCUAAAAGAGGAGUAAUAUUACAAGUGUUUAUUGUUGGGGUGGCACGGUGGGUAACUGCUUAGCACAUCGGCCUCACAGUGC
Molecule: messenger RNA, 1112 nt
Organism: Hippocampus comes (tiger tail seahorse)
Lineage: Eukaryota; Metazoa; Chordata; Actinopteri; Syngnathiformes; Syngnathidae
Product: parapinopsin-like
Exons: 5
Coding region: 1-978 (325 amino acids)
Biological process (GO): G protein-coupled receptor signaling pathway; visual perception
Cellular component (GO): membrane
Molecular function (GO): G protein-coupled receptor activity
Source: RefSeq, a predicted model, not a curated record